UCCCAUGGUUUUUCCCUAUGUUUUUUCCAGUCGACGCCCAGUUUGGUCACGGACGGCAUAGGCUACUGAAUUCUGACUGAAUGGUAACUUCGAUGCGCAAAGUUCUCCUACCUUGCAUGGAUUAGGCUGAGUCAUGAAGAGUUUCGUGGAACUGUUGACGGUCUGUGCCAUUCUACCAAUAUGUCUCGCUGGACAAGGUGACCCAGAACGCCACUCACUGUACUAUGUGUACACAGCCCUGUCAAAGGCUGUCAAUGCACCAGGCAUCUUUGAAUUCACUGCCAUGGGCCUACUGGAUGAGAGAAAGAUUGAUUACUAUGACAGCAAACACCAAGUCAAGGUUCCUCAACAGGACUGGAUGAGAGAAAAGCUUCCAGCGGACUACUGGGAAAAGGGCACCCAGUCACGUAAAAGCAAAGAGCAAUGGUUCAAAGUCAAUGUGAACAUUCUGAUGGAACGCAUGAGACAGAAUCAAUCUGAUGUUCAUGUCCUUAUGUGGAAACAUGGAUGUGAAGCUGACAAAAUGACAGACGGUUCUUUCAAGUUUGUUCGUGGUGUUGAUGCAUACAGCUAUGAUUCCCAUGAUUUCCUUUCCUUUGAUGAUGCAUCGAUGCAGUGGGUUGCCCCAGUUACUGAAGCUGUACCCACAAAACAGAAGUGGGAUGGGGUUCCCAUCCUCAAUCAGUACACCAAGGGGUACCUGGAGAAGGAGUGUGUGGACUGGUUGAAAACUUUCAGUGAAUAUGGGGUUAAGGCCGUAGCAAAAAUGAUGGGAGAUUCUCCACCAGAGGUUCGUCUUUUUGCCAAAAGAAACGGAUCUCCAGAUACAUUUCAUUUGACCUGCAUGGCCACAGGUUUCUACCCCAAAGAAAUUGACAUCACCAUUCUGAAGGGAGAGGAGCCUGUAAAGAGAGGUCAUAUUAGGGAUGUCUUGCCUAAUGGCGAUGGAACCCAUCAGAUCAAACUGAGUGUGACAGCCCAAAGGUCAGACAUAAACAAUUAUGGAUGUGUGGUGAACCACAGAACCCUGGAGGGACCAAUUAAGACAGUUUGGGAAUUGGAUGGAGAAUAUUUUGACUAUACCCCUUCAUUCUUGACUGGAGGCAUAGUGGCAGCGAUAGUUGGAGUGCUGAUAUUGCUGGGGAUCUUGGGGGGCUUGGCUUUCUACAAAGGCAUUAUUGUGUAUGAAGAUGGCCGUCUCAAAUUACGUCUCGGCCGUCAACCUCCAGCUGAACCUAGACCUGCAGCUGCAGCUGGAGCUGCAGCAGAAGCACUAUUGUUGGAUAAUGGACAUGGCCCCCCACCUGUGAUGGCAUCAGUACCGCCUCCUGUGGAAAGGCCUUUGCAGGGUAAUGGACAUGUGAAGGGAGGCGACAAUGCGGAUUCUGGUAAAGGAAGUAGUAGUGGUUCAUCUGACGGAUCAUCCAACAGCAGCAAUGAAAAUGUUUCCAAACAAGCCAAUGCGGAUUCUUGUCAAGGAAGUAGUAGUGGUUCAUCUGACGGAUCAUCCAACAGCAGCAAUGAAAAUGUUUCCAAACAAGGGAAGACAGUCAGCAUUGAUUCUGGUAUAGGAAGUUCUGCACGUGUAGAACAAUCCAUCAACAUCGCUGAAACAUGAAACAACGGAUGAAGCUCAAGAAUGCCCCUACCAGCUAUUGUCCAGAACGAUCAAGUUACAAAAAAGUGUUUGAUUUUGGGGGGGGGAUUUUAGUAACUUUUCCUUGAAGUUACUAUAUUUUUACUAGUCAUUUUACUGUAUUGUUACUGUUGGUGCAGGUGCUGGGUAGCAUGUGGUUUGGAUUAGUAAUUUGUUUAUGAUGGUAUGCAAAAGAUGAUUAAGUUGUUAAGAUUACUCCUCAACCUCUCUGUACAUUGCCAUCCAUUUCUAUUGUCCAGUGUUUAGGACUGACUGUUGAGUUAAGUCGAGUCGGCAGGUGAAAACCGUUUCCAUGCACUGGCUAAUUUCGAGAUGUUGGGCUAGUUUGCUAAUAUAUUCUUUCACACUACUCCAACAACAAAGUCUGAUUUACACAUUUAGGUGUUUAUCUCAUUAUAUUUUGUGUACUCACGUCUAUACAUUUCUUCAAAAUUCACUAAAAGUUCUAACAUUUCAUGCACUACCGCGACUGCGAUCUGAAGCAUAUCAUAUGUGAUACCGUUGGAAAGAUCUGUUUUUCCCAGACAGAAUCUCUUUGGCAGAGUUUCUUUUCCCACUCUGAACAUGAAAUCACUUCUAAAGCACUUAGAUACACCAAACUCUAUUAAUGUAAGUAAUCUACUGGAAGUUUCUUAAUGAUAUCUGCUGUUGAAAGUGUUACCCUAUUCGCCUGUAGUGUCUCGCCUUAAGUGUCUUCACACCCAUUAGUUAUGGUUAAAUAAUUGGGUCAUGGGUGUGUAUUUUAAGGUAAGGUAGUGCCUUGAAAUUGAAAAGAGGAGACACUCUAAGUUUUCUGUGUCUUAAGUGGAGACAUGUUUGACAAGUGUGAUGCAGAUAAUGUGCUUAUAGCAGGCUUGUGCAAAGUUCAGAACUGAAUUUGAAUGGAGGUCAAAAACAAUAUAGAAUUACAGUACAUGAGCAUGUACAAUCACUUUGUCAUGUUAAGCUUUAAGUCUAUCAUGGACGGAUACAAUUUAAUGGCUUAUAUUCCAGUUGUCAAUGGAGAACUUUUAUGAAAUUCUUACCUCAGGAAUCGGCAGUGGACGGGACUGUUUAGCUCUAUGGAGGCCAAUUGAAAAUUUGCACAAGCAUAGCUUAUAUAGUUGUGCAAAUCUGGGUAGGUUUCACUAACUGUGGGAUACUUUUGAUUUUAGUGUAGCAAUUGUUUAAAAAAAAAAAAAAAAAAAAUGUUUUGUUAUUUUUUCAAAUGCUGGAUUGAGGAAAGUGUCUGUUGGUGACGUAGGCUACAGUAUUUGUCAACACACUGGGGCGCUAAUAUGAAGCUGCUAUCAAACUAGCACUUUUCGGUAAGGGAUUUUAGCUCGGAAAGAUUGAAAGCGUUACUCUCGCCAUAAUGCAACUUAGGGUGUUUUUUUUUAUGAAAGUACCAGAGUCAAACUUUCAUAAUUAUGUCAGAAGCGCCACUUUUAAAUGUCAGUUUUGAGGUCAAAUGGCCACUUGGGGGCCACUACUAUUUUGAUGCAUGAUGCCAUCAAACUUGCUUUUUAAAAAACGCUACAUGAAACUUUGAAGUAUCACCAGGGUCUCUAUACAUGAACUCGAGCAUGGAGAUGGAGAACAUUGUUUGUGCACAGAAAGUUUAGUAUAAAGAAAGGUUUUAUUUUGGACAAAUCACUUGUAAAGGAAUGUUUGACUUGUGACAAAAAGACCCUAGGUUACAUUUUACCCACUUAUGCAAGGCCUACAUAUUCAGUUUCAUCCCUUCUCACUAUUCUUAUUUUACUGUAUGUAACCAUCUUGUCAUACAAUGUAUUGUCAUUUCUUUAUCAUCUUUAAUAAAUACAUUGAUAAUAC
Molecule: messenger RNA, 3472 nt
Organism: Sardina pilchardus (European sardine)
Lineage: Eukaryota; Metazoa; Chordata; Actinopteri; Clupeiformes; Clupeidae
Product: class I histocompatibility antigen, F10 alpha chain-like
Exons: 15
Coding region: 134-1618 (494 amino acids)
Biological process (GO): immune response
Cellular component (GO): external side of plasma membrane
Source: RefSeq, a predicted model, not a curated record